Molecule: messenger RNA, 483 nt
Organism: Blastomyces dermatitidis ER-3
Lineage: Eukaryota; Fungi; Ascomycota; Eurotiomycetes; Onygenales; Ajellomycetaceae
Exons: 2
Coding region: 1-483 (160 amino acids)
Source: RefSeq, a predicted model, not a curated record
AUGAUGCGGAGGAUGGAGUUGAAGAUACCGCGAGAGCAAAGACGAAUCUGGUCACGGGACCAUAAUAUAACGCAGGAAGCAGUAAUGCCCAUACGGCCGGCAGAGAAUUUCCUCACCGCAUCUCUCCAGAGAGCCGCAACACAACGCAAGUCGCAACGCAACCUCAGACUCAUCCUCAACGCCCGAGCAGCAUCUCAAUCCGCCCACAAACCCACUCUCGCCUUUUUUCCCGAUUCCCCCAUCGUCAGCGUCACCAUUGGAGCUGCCUGCCGGCGCUAUCUCCCACGCCGCGCCCGUAAUAUCCCUUCCCCUCCCCUACUAAUAAGCUUGGAACCCAAACGCGAGUCACCAGAACAACACGUAAAGAAACAGUCCUUUCUGAGCCCAUUUGCCAGGCAGUGGGCAGAUAAAAGACGCCUUUCACGGACACCCCCUACGCCUUUCGUUUUGCUCCGUGACUUCGUGGUACUUGGCAGUUUCUGA